CUCAGCUCACUUCGGGUGGAAAACGUGAUUUUUGACACCGCUUGGUUGGUGGUGAGAACCCCAGCAACCGAUGUAGAUACCGCUGUGUGGUUUCGUGUGCUGAGCUGUUUCCGUUCUGUUCUUUCACAGUGUAGGAUGAUGACUACUCCCAAGAGAAUCCUGUCGGUCAUAAGCAACGGCCCUGCCCGGCGAAACCUGUUUGGCCCGGUGGACCGGGAGCAGCUGCAGGUGGAGUACCAGGCUGCCCUGAGCAAGGACCUGGAGGACGCUUCGCUGCGAUGGGGCUUCGACUUUUUCGCAGAGAAGCCGCUCGAGGGGAGUGGGUUCCACUGGGAGGACGUCCCGGGUACCAAAGUGCCGUUCCUUUACCGAUCCUGUAUGCUUGGUUUGGAUCAUCACGUGGCUGGACGGGACUCAGUAGGGACCAGAGGGACGAACCCCUCCAGAGGCAGAGGGGAGCUGUCCCGCAGCGAGAAGGAGAACAUCCCACGCUCCCCCGAGAGAUGUUCAGUCAAACAACAGCAGCUGGAGAGGAUGCCGGAGAAGGGGGAGAGCGCCAAGCUCAAGAGGAAACAGACCAACAUUACAGAUUUCUAUCAGGCCAAGAGAAGAGUGGUGGGGACGCCACGGAAAUCGGGUCAGUGAUUUCAGUACGGUUUGAUGCACGAAGAGCCGAUACUCCAAGAAACCCGUCGCAAAACAGUACCUCUCUCAGGAAAACCACAUUCUACCCAGACACUGCACAUUCUCACUCGAGGAAGCCUUGUAAAUAACAAAUAGUUUGAAGUCAGUUGCAAAACACAGUAAACCUCAUCUACACAUAUACGUGUUGUCCGUUAUAUCACAUUCAUCAAUGUACUUUGUUUUCUCCAAGGAGGCUGGUGUUUUCCCAUUUGUACAAGCGGUUAUCAUGAGUAGUAAUGAGUCCUAGAAGUGCGCUGUAUAUCCUGUUUGUGCUGCUUUGGACCAGGGGGGAGACAAGACGUGUUUCCGCCAAUCCACCAUACUGUAAAAAUGCAAUCGCAGGUCCGUUGCAAGGUCUACAUAUCACUAGGAUGAUGCAGUACUUCUUAAAGGGCUCCGAUAGAUUCACACGUCGACUUUACACUACCAAAAACAGGCGUUACGUCUUCCGAUUGUUGCACGAAACAAUGAAAUGGCGUAACGGCUGUGAUAUGCUGCUUACUCAUCGACCACAACAGACAGAGGGGGAGGCUCCUCUGUUCCUUCCCUUGUGUCGUGCUUGCUGGUUCUGUGUAUCGCGGGGCAAGGGAUUGAUUUUAACUUCUUCUUUUUUUUCCUUUUGUAAGCACUUAUUGUCUGUCCAAAGUGUAUCUUUUUGUAUCUUGGUAUAAAUCCUGUUUUCAUGUAUCAGCGUGUACUCAUAGGACACUGUUUACGAGAGUACCCAUAGGCUUUGCUUAGAUUACACAUGACAGAAGUGCCACCGGGUCCUCUCCCAGACCCACCAGACCACGCCGACGUAUAGGUUUGUCAGAGUUGGGGGCGUCCGGGUGGCGUGGCGGUCUAUUCCGUUCCCUACCAACACGGGGCUCGCCAGUUUGAAUCCCCGUGUUACCUGCGGCUUGGUCGGGCGUGCCUACAGACACAAUUGGCCGUGUCUGCGGGAGGGAAGCCGGAUGUGGGUGUGUGUCCUGGUCGCUGCACUAGCGCCUCCUCUGGUCAGUCAGGGAAUCCUGUUCGGGGGGGAGGGGGAAGUGCUACGUGCCCCCCUGGUGAAAGUCCUCACUGUCAGGGUGAAAAGAAGCGGCCGGCGACUCUACAUGUAUCGGUAGUCUGUGGCCCUCCAGAUCGGCAGAGGUGGUGGAGCAGCGACCGGGAUGACUCAGAAGAGUGGGGAGUAAUUGGCUGGGUACAAUUGGGAAGGAAAAAAGGGGGGGAAAUCCACCCCCCCACACACACAAAAAAAAGUUAAGUCAGAGUUAGCCCUUCACAUGUGCAUUGACGGGACUAUGACACGUGGACUGUCAGACAUGCGGUUGGCUUAGAGUGUAGCACAAGGUCUUAUGAACAAGAAGAUUAUAUAUAUAUAUAUAUAUACAUACAAACAUAUACAUAUAUAUAUGUGUCAGAGAUUUAUCUAUAGAGUCAUACAGCACUGCUUAAUAGCAAAAUCACACGAGACAUUGCAGUAUUGCAUGUAAUGCUGAUAACCAGGUGCCUUCAUGGUGUUUGAUGGUUCAUUUAGGACAAUCAGAAGAAAAGUGUUCUCCGAGGCGUUUAUCUGUUUUUCAGUCAAGAUGAAGUUGAGUAUUUUAUUUUAUUUUGUUUUGGGUUUUUUUUGGUUUUUUUAUUUGGACGUUCAGUGCAAUUGAACACACGAUGUAUUUUGUACCUGCCUCAAAGCUAAAUAGGGUAUAUGUCCAUACUAGUUAUUUAUGUCUGUGAUGACAAUUCCUGCUGCUAUGGGUAAUCGGAUUAGGUGACAGACAAAAAUCACUGUAAAGCUAAAUCUCACAAACUGAAUUUUUCACAGCCCUGCGUGUUAUGCCAAGCCAGACGGCAUUACCCCAACCAAGACAUGCACUUCUGUUUAUAGAUAGAUGCUUAUGCAAAGAUCCCACAUAGUGGUCUACUGUUUGAAAGCUAUAAAUUUGAAAAAAAUGUAUUGUUAUUUAUUGUGUUGUUCCUCAUGGUUAUCUAAAUGUUUUUAAUUCCCUAGAAAAAUCCA
Molecule: messenger RNA, 2692 nt
Organism: Lampris incognitus (smalleye Pacific opah)
Lineage: Eukaryota; Metazoa; Chordata; Actinopteri; Lampriformes; Lampridae
Gene: cdkn1a
Product: cyclin dependent kinase inhibitor 1A
Exons: 2
Coding region: 136-645 (169 amino acids)
Biological process (GO): regulation of mitotic cell cycle; signal transduction by p53 class mediator
Cellular component (GO): nucleus
Molecular function (GO): cyclin-dependent protein serine/threonine kinase inhibitor activity
Source: RefSeq, a predicted model, not a curated record